AUGCUAUCGCCCAGCUUGCCAUCCGAGGAGGACAUAGAGUCCGAGGAGAACAUAGAAGCCUGGUGGUAUGGCGAGGUAGACGUAUUCCUCGCUGCUGUUACCAAGACGACAGUGAUAGUGCUCAAUCCUUGUGCGGACUUUAUCCUGAACGCCGAGCUCUUGACUGCCCUUCGAAAGUCCGACAAAAGCGUCCUCUUUGCGACGGUUUUCGUUUCGCUUUCUUCCCUCUGGGCGAUUAUUGCGGGGCUUGCUUGUUGUCGUUCGCGUGUCGCCGGGGACGUUGGUGCUGCUCGAGCUGAGAUGCUGCUGUCGGGAGUACGAAUUGGUCAGCGCCCGUUCCCUAUGCGUACACGACACGCACCUGGCCUUGAGCAUAGGAAGAUCACGUCGGAGUCGGAGUCUUGGGUCGGUGGCGAUGUCCUUGUCGAUGCUACAGAUAUUGGCAAUGUGUUUGUGGCAGAUGCUGAUGUGCUCUACGCAGUAGGUCUCGAGCCCAGACAAAUCACAUCAUCGUGA
Messenger RNA from Colletotrichum lupini, 516 nucleotides. RefSeq lists its product as uncharacterized. Bases 1 to 516 code for a protein of 171 amino acids. The transcript is spliced from 3 exons. Lineage: Eukaryota; Fungi; Ascomycota; Sordariomycetes; Glomerellales; Glomerellaceae. The record is from RefSeq and is a predicted model, not a curated record.